Molecule: messenger RNA, 675 nt
Organism: Chelonoidis abingdonii (Abingdon island giant tortoise)
Lineage: Eukaryota; Metazoa; Chordata; Testudines; Testudinidae
Source: RefSeq, a predicted model, not a curated record
AUGGAACAAACGGACCUAGCUCUAAAGCCAGCAGUAGACAUAGAGAGGGUGAGAUUGGCGGCACCCAGCACCUGCUGUAAGGUAACCAUCGCAACUGUACUCGUGGGUGGCUUUGUUCUCCUUUCCCUGGGCAUUCUAAUGGCUUAUUGCUCUGCACAAGAGCUCACCUUUGAGCACACCGUGGAACUGAGAGGAAUUGCAUAUGACAGCAGUUUACAAAGGGAGAACUCGGACUACUCCAGGACAUUGACUCCCACUCUGGAAAAGCUGUUUCUGACCAGCUUCCAAGGCUCUCCGCUGGAAGGGAGCUGUGUAGGCUGCGCUGUCCUGGCGUACAGGAAUGGGAACUCCAGUGUGAUUGUCCAUUUCCGGCUGCACUUCAGCCCUCAGGCUUCCUUGCCUUUAAGCUCCAGCGUGGAGGAAGAGGCCCUCAGACAUGGGUUGGCUGCAGCACUGAGGGAGCAGGGCAUCCCGCUGGCCACCUAUGGGACCAUCGCCUCGGCCUCUCUCACAGGGCCAAGCGGGGCAUCUCUGUAUGGAAUCGGAUUGAAAUCAGGCAGUUGCCAUGGAAAUGUAUUUGCUUGUCAGAAUAGCCAAUGUGUGUGGAAAGAGAAUCCUGAGUGUGACGGCCGAGCCGACUGCUCCGAUGGCUCUGAUGAGGCAGGCUGCGCAUAG